CUGAGCAUGUGUGUUGGCUUGGCUGGCUGUCACUUGACCGGAGCUGGAUAAUUUAGCCUUUGUCAGGAGCGGUUGCAAUUCCUUUCGAUUUAAGAAAUGAUGGCAGUGUUGAUCUGGUGAUAAACCAGUAUUUUUUUUUGUACAUCGGCGGCCUUUCCACGUCUGCAUCUAUAUAUACUUCGAGCACACCCAAGGCAAGGAAACAAGGCCUCUUGUUUUCCACCUCGACGCAAGAAUCAUCAACGACACGGAGAAGAAAGGAAAGGAGGUAGCGCUCUUGCACGCCAACCAGCAAUCCAUGGCCGUCUCUCCGUCCACGGAGCCGCCCAAGAAGCGGCCGUCGUCGAUCCUCGGGAGCCUCCGGGAAGCGAUCAAGAAGGUCCGGUUCCUGCUCUCCUCCAGUGCGACGCGGUGGAUGCUGCUCUCCUCCAUCGCCCGCGGCGGCGGCCGCGCCACGCCACGGCGCGGAAUCAGCUUCAACUCGCCGCGGCCGGGCCUGCUCGACGUCGAGGGCAGCAUCGUGUCGCCGUCGCCGGCCUCGUCCAGGACGACGUCAAGGUCGGCGAGCAUGGGGACGGCGACGACGCGUAGCGUGUCGCGAACGAGCAGCGCGAGGACGUCAAGCGGCGGGUCGCCGUCCUCGUCGGCAGGGGACGACGACAUCGACCGCCGCGCGGAGCAGUUCAUCGCCAACUUCUACAGGCAGCUGCAGAUGGAGCGGCAGGUGUCGCUGCAGCUGCGGUACAUCCGGGGGAACAGCUGGGAGAGGACCCCCUAAUCCUUCAGGGAUGUUCGUAGGUGCAUAGCAAGACAAGGCUGCCAAGUAGAAGUGAACGGAUUUAGAUGGGCAUUUUUUUUGUUCCAUCAUUUCUGCAUAUGUUUUCAGUUUGGGAUAGUACAAUUUAUGAUUUUAUUUUGAGCGGAUGAUUGAGAGUUUGUAGAUAAAAAAAUUAUCAUUUCGUUGGCAUCUUUGAGAUGUUCAAUUUUCACUUUUAUAGUUGUGCGAAGUGCAAGGUCAGAGAAGGCGCACCCAAUUGUUGGUGUUUGUGUUUUUUUUACAAGCUAAAAUGAAAAAAAAAACAGAGGGAGUAUUGUGGUUUGUUUGCA
This is a messenger RNA of Phragmites australis (common reed), 1107 nucleotides long. RefSeq lists its product as uncharacterized. The record is from RefSeq and is a predicted model, not a curated record. Lineage: Eukaryota; Viridiplantae; Streptophyta; Magnoliopsida; Poales; Poaceae. Bases 299 to 778 code for a protein of 159 amino acids. The transcript has a single exon.